AUGCAGCCCCCUCACCUCUUCGUCUUCCUCAUCUACCUUCUGCCUCUCUCUGGAACAUGGGCAGACCUGGAAGGAACCUUCACUAUCCAGCUGCUCUGGGCCUCCACCUUCCAAAACAGCUCCUUCGUGGAUAUGGAGUGGCUGGGCCUGCUGGAAGAUAUUGAGCUUGGUUCUGUUGAUAAGCACAUGUGGACCAUCCACUUCUGCCAGCCCUGGGUGUACCAAGCCCUUCCCUGCAGAGACUGGCACACCACUGAGAAUAUGAUGAAGGCCUAUUUGCAGGAGUUCAACCAUGUGGUCCAUGAAGGUGCCAUGCAGAAGGAUACCCAAUGCAUGGCAGGCUGCAAGAUCUACCCCAACAGGACCUCCCAAGCAUUCAUCUCUGUGGGUUAUAAUGGCCUGGAUUUCUUCAGCUAUGACAUGGACAAUGACACCUGGCUCAUAUCCCAGGACAGCAGCCUGUCACAGCAUGUCCUGGCCACUCUCCAUAACUGCACUGCCUUCAGUAAGGUGGUGGCAGCCCUCUUCAAGAAUACCUGUGUUGAUGGCAUAGAGGCGUUACUGAGCUAUGGGAAGGCAGCUCUGGAGAGACAAGAGACCCCCGUGGCCGCAGUCUUUGCCCGCACAGCCAGCCCGGCCCAGCUCCUGCUGGUUUGCCGUGUCACCGGCUUCUACCCACGGCCCAUCAGCGUGGCCUGGCUGCAGGACGGCCAGGAGGUGCCCCCGGGCCCGGCGCUCAACACCAGCAGCAUCCUGCCCAAUGCCGACCUCACCUACCAGCUGCGCAGCUGCCUGGCCGUGCGCCCCCGGGAUGGGCACAGCUACGCCUGCCGCGUCAGCCACCGCAGCCUGGGCACCCGCAGCCUCCUCAUCCCAUGGGGGAACGCGGAGGUGGUGCUGAUCGCAGGGCUCGGGGCCGGGCUGCCGGCAGCCGUGGCAGUGGCUGCCAUCAUGGUCCUCUGGGUGUGGAGACGCAAGUGA
Messenger RNA from Indicator indicator, 981 nucleotides. Its product is annotated as T-cell surface glycoprotein CD1b-3-like. Gene Ontology annotation, cellular component: external side of plasma membrane. The record is from RefSeq and is a predicted model, not a curated record. Gene Ontology annotation, molecular function: lipopeptide binding; endogenous lipid antigen binding; exogenous lipid antigen binding. Bases 1 to 981 code for a protein of 326 amino acids. NCBI's taxonomy places the organism in Eukaryota, Metazoa, Chordata, Aves, Piciformes, Indicatoridae. Gene Ontology annotation, biological process: antigen processing and presentation, endogenous lipid antigen via MHC class Ib; immune response; positive regulation of T cell mediated cytotoxicity. The transcript is spliced from 5 exons.